AUAUUUUUGAAUGUACCAGAUUAUUACUGCUGGAGCCUUCCUAAGCUACAAGACCUGGGACCGAUCUUGCUUUCUCUCUCAGGAAAGGUUUUACCAUUGAAUAUGUUUUCUAUCAGUGUUUUAACUAUACUUGCCAAUACCAGAAAAGUCACAAUCUCUUCCUAUUGUAAUGCUGCCAAUUACUCCUUUGGGACUUCAGUAUAUAUAUUCAUACUCCCGCAAACAUACUAGGGAAGUAUGGUGCAGUGAUCAGUGUUAGGUCUGGAAUCAGGAAGACUCUUUUUCAUGCAUUCAAAUGACCCUGGGAAAGUCACUUAACUCUGAUUGCCUCAGUUUCUUCAUCUGUAAAAUGAGCUUGAGAAGGAAAUGGCAAAUCACCCUAGUAUCUUUUUCAAGAGAAUCCCAGAUGGGGUCAUGAAGAGUAAUAAACUACUGAACAAUAGCAAUAGAUACACCAGCCUCAGUUAUUGAAUUUAGUCAUUUCCCAAGACUUAUUCCUCCAUCCCACACAGAGAAUCAUAUCUUUCAAACUGUCAGCAUUCACAAAUGUUUCACUUCUAUAUUCAUGAACUCUGAAAUUCUGUUACCUGAUCACAAUCUGUUAAUAUUUCCCCUCUCUCUCUGCCUUUUCAUCCUCACUGAAAUCUAUAAUCUUUUUACCCUUCUUUCCUAGGCCAUCAUCUUGCUACUGGCUGGGGCAGGGAAUGCAAGAGAAGAGGACAAUGUAGAAAACAUUUUUAUCAUUUUUUUAAAAUCAGGCUUUAUCAUGUUGCUUCAGCCUUGCAUCACUACCACUACCUUGUCUCCUAUACACUAUUUUGUCUCCUGUCACAAUUUACCCAUCUUUCACUGUAUAUCUUUCCAAGUUAUGUUUUAUUGGAGUGAUUUGUCAUUGGUUCACUAAGAUGAUUUAAUUUUACUAUUUUAUUUUUAAUGAAAUGAGUAGUACUGAAAAGCGUAUGCAAGUAGGAGAACUGAUUUCUCAGAAAACUGAUCAACACACUAAUCUAUAUUUUAUUUUAUUUUAUUUUUUAAAAAUGGUUAAAGGGUCUCUAUUUCUGAAAGUUGGUUUGCAAAAGGCAGGAAUGUAGGCAAAGGGAAGAAAGAGUGAACAUAGGGAUCUGGGAUUGCCCAAACCCACAGUCUCAAUCUCCACUUAAGUCUGCACGUAAGAUGGGAAUCAAAUCCAAAAUUAGAAAACAAAACAAAACAAAACUUGAAGCAUGCCUGCAUUUUCUUUUUUAUUUUCCCUAUUUGUUUCUGAAUUAAAGUUUUUAAUAAGAGCAUUCAGAAAUGAGUGACAAUCUUUUCUCAUAAACCAAAAUACCUUUAACCCCUAUGCUGCUUAAUGGAGCUAAAGAAAACCACAAAAUUAUGUUGAUUAAUCCACCAAAACUUCAUGUUACAUAACUUCAACUGGGCCCUCACUGUUGCAAGGCAAUCUUUUUCUACCUCCCUAAUUAAUUCACUAUCCCACUUACUCACUUACCACUGCAGUUCUUACAAACGUUUUCUUCCUUUCUCAAACUUCCCAAAGUUCCCCUUCCUCCCACCUCUCAGCUGAGAGCUUUGCCUCUUUUAUUACUGAUAAAAAUUGAGGCCUUUUACCAAAUGCUCCCUCUUCUCUUCUCCUCCUCAUUGCAUAUUCUCCAAAUGCCUCCUACUUUUAUCUCCUCCCUGACCUCUGUCUCACAUGAAGAGGUGGCUUUUUUCCUUACCAAGGAAAAUUCCUCUACUUGCACAAGUGAUCUCAUUCUGUCCUGUAUUCUUCAUCAUCUUCUCAUUUAUCUUUAAUCUUUUUGUCUCUUCACUGCCUCUUAGUCAUGCUCUUAUCUUCCUUAUCCUUAAAAAAUACUCUCACUUGAUCUAUCCAUUCCUGCUAGCUAUUGUACCAUAUCUCUUCUCUUUUUUGUGGCUAAGAUCCUUGAAAAUACCUAUCGGGGCAGAUAGGUGGCACAGUGGAUGGAGCACCAGCCCAGAAGUCAGGAGAACCUGAGUUCAAAUCUGGCCUCAGACACUUAACAAUUCCUAGCUGUGUGACCCUGGGCAACUCACAAUCCCAAUUGCCUCAGCAAAAAAAAAAAAAAAAAAAAAAGAAAAGAAAAGAAAAAAAGAAAAUACCUACCAUAAUCAGUGACUCUGUAUCCUUCCCUUCUGCUCUUAAUUUGCUGCAUUCUAGUUUCUAACCUCCUUAUUCAACUAAAAACUCCUCUCUGAAAAUACCAAUAAUCUUUUAAAUGCUAAACAUAGCAUCCUUUUUUUUCAGUUCUUAUAUUAUUUGACCUUUCUGCAGCCUUUGACAUGUCAAUCGUUCUCCUUGUUACCCCCUUCUCCAUUUUUUAUGAUCCUUAACUAUUCUAUUUCUCCCCCCAUCUUUCUUCUUAGCCUUUCUUACACUAAGUCAUACUUGCUAGAAAGAGAUAACGACUCUGUUCUAGAAUCUCUUCUUUUCUUUUUAUAUAAUAUUUCAAUUUUUUUUUUUUGAAUGCUACUGGGACUUGCCCAGAGUCACAUGGGCAGUAAGUGUCUGAAACCAGAUCUGAACUCAGGCCUUCUUGACUCUAGGGCUGGUGCUCUAUACACUGAAUCACCCAGCUAUCUUUAUACUAUUUCACUUGACAAUUUCAUCUACUCCCUUGAAUUCAACUGUCAUCUCUAUGCUAAUUAUCUUCAGAUCGAUUUAUACAGCUCUAACUUCUCUUUUAAUUCCAGAUUACUUAUUAGAUCUCUCAAACCACAUUGUCCAAAACUGAACUGAUUAUCUUUCCCAAAGACCCUCUGCAUUUCUGAACUUCCUUCUUGUUGAUGGUUCUCAAAUGUAUCUUUCCUGCCACAGUUUCUUUGCAGACCUUCAAUCUCUCAUCUCUAACUGCUUUUCAGACAUUUAAAACUGGAUUUUUAGGUGACGUUGUAAGCUCAAUAUAACAAAACUCAUUAUAUUUCUCCUUAAAUCCUAUCCCCUUCCUCCCUUUCCUUUUAAUGUAGAGGACAAAACCAUCCUCCCAGUCCCUCAGGCUCACAACCUAGGAGUCACUCUGGAAUCCAUAUUAUCUCUCACCUUGAUCCCCAUUUCCAAGCUAUUGGCCACACCUACUGAUUUCACCUUUACUACAUCUCUUAAAUACAUCUUCCUUCUCUCUGACAUUGCCCUCAUUACUUCAUGAUUAGACUAUUGCAGUAGCCUUAUGGUAGAUCUGUCUGCCUCAAAUCUCUCCCUACUUCAGUCUACCCUUCAUUCAAUUGCUAGUGAUCUUCCUAUACUAUAACUUCAGUCAUGGCAUCCCUUCCCCUAGUCAAUCAAUAUCAGUGGCUUUCUAUUGACUUCAAGAUCAAAUACAAAAUGCUGUUUCUCUUCCUGUCUUUCCGAUCUUCUUUCACCCUACUCCCCCCACAUACUAGACACUGGUCUCUCAGCUAUUCCACAAACAAGUGAUAUUCCAUCUUUCUACUCUGGGCAUUUAUUCUGGCUGUCCCUCAUUCCUGGAAUGCUCUCUCUUCUCCAUUCUGAUUAUUGAUCUCCCUGGCUUCCCUUAAAUCCCAAUUAUACUCCUACCUCUUAUAAGAAACCUUUAGCAACUUAAUUCUAAGACUUUUAAUUUCCAAAGGGUGUGUGGGUAUGUGUUUGUGUGAGUGUCUUGCUUUAUACCUGUUUGUUUACAUGUUGUCUCCCCUAACAGAUUGUAAGCUCCCAGAGAGCAAGGACUAUUUGCCUUUCCUUGUAUUCCAGGACUCUACACAGUGACUCAGUACAGUAGCUAUGUAAUAAAUAGUUAAUGACAGACCAACUUCAUCUCCACUGAGGUUCCUGAUGCUACUACAACUCUAGCCUCAUGCAACUAUCAUACUAAUUCAAUGAAUCCCUGUAAAAUGGCUCACAGAACUUGAGGUUUGGAGGGGACUUAUUUAAUCCAGCUCCCUACAAAAAAGGAAUCCUCACUCUUCCAUAGGAGAAAGCUCAUACAUCUUUUCCAUGAAGAUCUCUAAGGAAGAGCUACCCACCAUUACUAGCAACAGACUAUUUUUGCUUUUGGACAGCUCUGAAUUUUUUUGUUCUUAAGAAGCCUCUGGAGAGAAAAAUAACAAGUCUAAUCCCUCUCUUAUCAAUUUAAACUGGGGUAGACUGCUGAGUCUGGAGUCAGAUUGAAAUGCAGUCUCAGACACUUAGAGACUGUGUGAUACUGAGCAAAUUACUUAACCACUGUCUGCCCUCAGUUCCCUCAACUGUAAAAUGAAGAUAAUAAUAGCACCUGCCUCACAGGGUUAUUGUAAGGAUCAAACAAUAAUUAAAUCAACAAUAUAAUUAAUAAAUGUCAUCAACCUACAGAAUGUAUAAGUCUUAAAAAGGACCAUGUUGCUAGUAAUAAGCAUUGGAAACAAGCAUUCAUUUACUUCCCUUGUGACAGAGCCAUCAAUUUAGUUACUUCCUCUUCUGAAGUGCUGUGGUACUAUUUUGUCCCUUGUGGUUAUCUUCAGGAGAUUCUUUUUUUUCCCCUCCACUUGUUACGUUGAACCCGCUUCUGCUCUUAGAAGUUUUGCAACCUUAAGUUAAAUUCUGUUUCCUGUGGUCGCCAUUUUGCCUCCUCUCACAAUUUGCCUGUCUCUUAACUGUGUAUCUUUCCAAGUAUAAGUAGAAGAAAGUUUCACUAAGAUGAAGACUACAUUAACAUCGCUCCUGGCACAGCCUAACUUAUUUCUGUACAAAGAUACUCUCUGCGAACUUUUAGGAUGCAGAUUCCUUGGAGGCAAGGUCUAUUUCAUUUUGGUCUGAAUGAAUGGGAAAAAAAAGAUGAUUCAAGCACCAAUCCUGAAGUCAGAAGGACUUGAGUUCAAAUCUGGCCUCGGACCCUUAACCCUUCCUGGCUGUGUGACCUUGGGGAUGUCACUUAACCCCAAUUGCCUCAGCAAAAAAAAAAGAAAAAAAGAAAAAAGAAAAAAUUACUAUAUACCAAGUGAAGGGGAUAAAAAGAUUUAAGAAGAGGCAAUCUAUGCUCUCAAAGAAAUUACAUCAUAAUAAAAGAAGAUAACACAAAUAGAGGAGAAGUGAUCAAAGAAGUCAUGUUUUUUAAAAAUUAUUGGAGAAAUGUGCAGAGAAGAAGGUACCAUUGCUGGUGGUGAGGGAGCCUCAAUUUUAUGAUCCAGUGGAACCAGCAGAUUUUGAAGGACUUCUGAUGACACAUUUGAGUAGCCUGGAUGCAGAAUUUAUACAAGAGCUUGGAGACUUCACAGAGGAUGAUCUGGAGGUCAUCUUUACACCAAAGGAAUGUCGGACUCUACAGGCUUCUAUGCCAGAGGAAGGGGUUGAACUGGAUCCUCAUGUCAGGGACUGUGUUCAGACAUAUAUUCGGGAGUGGCUAAUCGUAAACAGAAAGAAUCAAGGAAAUUCAGAUACUGGUGGCUUUAAAAAGGUUGGCUCCCGAAAGGAUUUCCACAAGACACUUCAGAAACAGACUUUUGAAUCAGAAACUUUGGAUUAUAAUGAGUCAAGUUUUCAGGCAGACCCUGGAACCUUAAAAGUGCUUUGUGAUGUGUCUGGAAGAAAUACUCUCACUUCCUGUGACUUUGACCUUCGGAACCUACAGCCUGACCAACGGCUUGAUAGUCUCCUGGAACAUAUCAGUGCUGAGGAUUUUGAAAGACAGAACGAAGAAGCUCGAAGGACCAAUAGGCACGCCGAGCUCUUUGCCUUAUACCCAUCUGUGGAUGAGGAGGAUGCUGUGGAAAUAAGGCCACUGCCAGAAUGUCCGAAGGAACACCUGGGCAACAGGAUUUUGGUCAAGCUGCAGACUCUGAAGUUUGAGAUAGAAAUAGAACCCUUAUUUGCCAGCAUUGCCCUAUAUGAUGUGAAAGAACGGAAAAAGAUUUCAGAAAAUUUCCAUUGUGAUCUGAAUUCUGAACAAUUCAAAGGAUUCUUACGGAAUCACACACUCUUAGUUGACCCUUCUAGUCAAGCCAGAGCUGCAAUAUUCUCAGUCACCUACCCAUCUUCAGAUAUCUACCUUGUCAUUAAGAUUGAAAAAGUUCUCCAGCAGGGAGAGAUUGGCGAAUGUGCAGAGCCCUACAUGGUUAUCAAAGAAAGUGAUGGUGGGAAGAGUAAAGAAAAGAUUGAAAAGCUGAAAAUUCAAGCUGAGUCCUUCUGUCAGCGCUUGGGAAAAUACCGGAUGCCUUUUGCCUGGGCUCCCAUAAGUUUAACAAAUUUUUUUAAUGUUUCCACUCUUGAUAGAGAGAUAACUGAUAUGGAAACCAUGGUUGGGAAAAAUUCUAUGGGGGAGAGGAGAACACUGACCCAAUCUAGAAGACUUUCUGAGAAAAGCUUAAGCUUAGAAGACAGUUAUAUUGGCCCCAAUUUCAAAGCUACCACCAUGACUGUAAACAGUUUUUUCAAACAGGAAGGAGACCGUCUUAGUGAUGAAGACUUACUCAAAUUUUUAGCUGAUUACAAAAGAUCUUCAUCCUUACAGAGAAGAGUGAAGUCAAUACCAGGUUUACUAAAACUAGAAAUCUCCUCAGCCCCAGAGGUAAUAAACUGUUGCUGUCUGACCCCUGAGCUGUUACCUGUGAAACCAUUUCCUGAAAACCGAUCCCGCCUACAUAAAGAGAUUCUGGAAUUCCCAACUAAAGAAGUAUAUGUCCCUCAUACUGUCUACAGAAAUCUUCUCUUUGUCUACCCACAGAGGCUCAACUUUGCUAACAAAGUAGCAUCUGCAAGGAAUAUUACAAUUAAGAUCCAAUUUAUGUGUGGAGAAGAUGCUAACAGUGCUAUGCCGGUCAUCUUUGGAAAGUCUAAUGGUCCUGAAUUUUUAAAAGAAGUCUACACAGCUGUCACAUACCACAAUAAGUCUCCAGAUUUUUAUGAAGAAGUAAAAAUUAAACUACCUGCUAAACUCACAGUCAAUCACCAUCUUCUCUUCACAUUCUAUCAUAUCAGCUGUCAUCAAAAACAAGGCACUUCAAUAGAAAGUCUCCUGGGGUAUUCAUGGUUGCCGAUUCUCUUUAAUGAACGCCUUCAAACUGGAUCUUAUUGUCUUCCUGUUGCUUUGGAAAAACUUCCUCCCAGCUACUCAAUGCACUCCCCAGAGAAGGUUCCUCCACAAAAUCCUCCCUUUAAAUGGGCUGAAGGACAUAGAGGAGUAUUUAACAUUGAAGUCCUAGCUGUUUCUUCUGUCCAUACCCAGGACAACCACCUAGAGAAGUUUUUUACUCUCUGUCACUCUCUGGAAAGUCAAGUCACUUUUCCCAUCAGAGUGUUGGACCAAAAGAUCACAGAAGCUAACCUGGAACAUGAACUGAAAUUGAGUAUCAUCUGUCUGAAUUCCUCCCGCCUGGAGCCCCUCGUGUUGUUUCUGCACCAGAUUUUAGAUAAGCUUUUUCAGCUGUCUAUACAACCCAUGGUCAUUGCAGGCCAGACAGCUAACUUUUCCCAGUUUGCCUUUGAAUCCGUGGUUUCAAUAGCAAACAGCCUUCACAAUAGCAAGGACCUGAGCAAGGACCAACAUGGGCGGAACUGCCUCUUGGCCUCAUAUGUGUACUAUGUUUUCCGCCUUCCUAAUGUUCAAAGGGAAGUGUUAAAAUCAGCCACUAGUUCCAAUCACCCAGAUCCUCGCUACCAUACAUUUGGACGAACUUCAGUAGCAGCUGUGAAUUCCAAACUCCUGCAGGCCCGGGUGAUGAGCAACAGUAAUCCAGACAUUGCCGGAAUACAUACUUCACCAGAUGAAGAAGUUAAAAAUAUCAUGUCUUCAAAGGCUUCUGAUCGGGUCUAUAAUCGGAUGUCUUACUACAGCCAAGGGAACAAUGACACACCAAGUUCCACUACAGUUCCAAGACCAGCCAGCAAAAAGCAUUUCCAUGAAGAACUGGCAUUGCAGAUGGUGGUCAGCACUGGUAUGGUGAGAGAAGCAGUCUUCAAAUAUUCCUGGUUCUUCUUUGAACUACUGGUGAAGAGUAUGGCUCAGUAUGUGCAUAACAUGGAUAAACGGGAUAAUUUUCGGAGAACUCGUUUUUCAGAUCGAUUCAAAGAUGAUGUCACAACUAUCGUUAAUGUGGUCACCUCCGAGAUUGCAGCCCUCCUAGUGAAGCCUCAAAAGGAAAAUGAUCAAGCAGAAAAAAUUAACAUCAGCCUGGCUUUUUUCCUCUAUGACCUUUUUUCCCUAAUGGAUAGGGGCUUUGUGUUUAACCUAAUCAAACACUACUGUAAUCAGCUGUCAGCCAAACUCAAUAAUCUCCCAACUCUUAUUUCCAUGAGGCUGGAGUUUCUCAGAAUCCUCUGCAGCCAUGAACAUUACCUCAACCUGAACCUCUUCUUCAUGGCUCCUGAUGCAGCUCCAGCAUCUCCCAACCCCUCUAUCUCUUCCCAGAACUCCAGUUCUUGUUCCAGUUUCCAGGACCAGAAGAUCGCCAGUAUGUUUGACCUGUCUCCUGAUUACCGCCAGCAGCACUUCCUGACAGGUCUUCUCUUCACUGAAUUGGCUGCUGUACUUGAUGCUGAGGGAGAAGGAAUCACUAAAGUGCAGAGGAAAGCCAUUAGUGCCAUCCAUAGCCUACUGAGCUCUCAUGACCUGGACCCCCGAUGCUCUAAACCAGAAGUCAAAGUCAAAGUAGCUGCCCUUUAUCUCCCUCUGGUUGGUAUAAUCAUGGAUGCUUUGCCACAGCUCUAUGAUUUCACAGUUUCAGAUCGUGGUGGGAAAGGUCGUCCAACUAACCCAGAUGAAGAACAAGAAGGUGGAAGUUCAAUUAAUCAAACUGUGGCACUGGCCAUUGCAGGGAAUAAUUUUAACCUCUCGAAGAUGUCUGGAGCAUCUCUCUCUUCUUUGCCCUACAAGCAAUACAAUGUGCUGAAUCCUGAUACCACCCGCAACCUCAUGAUUUGUUUCCUCUGGAUCAUGAAAAAUGCAGAACAAAGCCUCAUUCGGAAGUGGAUUGCAGACCUACCACCAAUACAGCUAAAUAGGAUUUUAGAUCUACUUUUCAUCUGUGUCUCAUGUUUUGAAUACAAGGGAAAACACAAUUCUGACAAAGUCAGUACACAAGUCCUUCAAAAGUCUAGAGAUGUGAAGGCUCGGCUAGAAGAAGCAUUACUAAGAGGAGAAGGUGCUAGAGGGGAAAUGAUGCGACGCUGCAAGAUACCAGCAGGAAAUGACCGGUUUCCGGGACUAAAUGAAAACCUGAGAUGGAGGAAAGAGCAGACACAUUGGCGACAGGCUAACGAAAAGCUAGAUAAAACAAAGGCAGAGUUAGAUCAAGAAGCCUUGAUUAAUGGCAACUUGGCCACCGAAGCAAAUUUAAUCAUUCUAGAUAUGCAGGAAAAUAUUAUCCAGGCAACCUCUGCCCUGGAUUGCAAAGACAACCUUCUGGGAGGGGUCCUGAGGGUCCUUGUGAACUCCCUGAGCUGUGACCAGAGCACCACCUACUUGACUCACUGCUUCGCUACACUCAGAGCUCUUAUUGCCAAGUUUGGAGACCUGCUGUUUGAAGAGGAAGUGGAGCAGUGUGCUGACCUGUGCCAGAGAGUAUUGCAUCACUGCAGCAGCAGCAUCUAUGUUACCCGCAGUCAAGCUUGUGCAACCCUCUACUUGCUCAUGAGAUUCAGCUUUGGUGCCACCAGUAAUUUUGCAAGAGUGAAGAUGCAAGUGACAAUGUCCCUGGCUUCCUUGGUUGGGAAAGCAUCAGAUUUUAAUGAGGAAUACUUGAGAAAAUCCUUAAGAACCAUCUUGGCAUAUGCAGAAGAGGAUACGGCUAUGCAGGCAACUCCUUUUCCUGCUCAGGUAGAAGAGCUUCUCUGCAACCUCAAUAGCAUUUUGUCGGACACAGUGAAAAUGAGGGAAUUUCAGGAAGAUCCAGAGAUGCUCAUGGAUCUUAUGUACAGGAUUGCCAAGGGAUAUCAGACAUCUCCUGAUCUAAGACUGACCUGGCUUCAGAAUAUGGCUGAAAAACACUCUAAGAGGAAAUGCUACACGGAGGCAGCCAUGUGUUUGGUGCAUGCAGCAGCCCUGGUUGCUGAGUACCUGAGCAUGUUAGAAGACCAUUGCUACUUGCCUGUGGGAAGUGUGAGCUUUCAGAAUAUCUCUUCCAAUAUCUUAGAGGAAUCUGCAGUCUCUGAUGACAUCCUGUGCCCUGAUGAGGAUGGUGUGUGUUCUGGGAGAUAUUUCACAGAGAGCGGCCUGGUUGGGCUGUUGGAACAGGCUACUGAACUUUUUAGCACGGGAGGGUUGUAUGAAACUGUCAAUGAGGUCUACAAGCUGGUCAUCCCCAUACUGGAAGCUCACCGGGACUUCAGGAAGCUGACCUCAACUCAUGACAAACUGCAGAAAGCUUUUGAUAACAUCAUAAACAAGGGUCAUAAGCGAAUGUUUGGAACCUAUUUCCGAGUUGGUUUCUAUGGCUCCAAAUUUGGAGAUUUGGAUGAGCAGGAAUUUGUUUAUAAAGAACCUGCAAUUACCAAACUUCCAGAAAUUUCUCACAGAUUAGAGGCAUUUUAUGGUCAGUGCUUUGGUGCAAAUUUUGUGGAAGUAAUUAAAGAUUCUAUUCCUGUGGACAAAACCAAGUUGGAUCCUAACAAGGCCUACAUACAAAUCACUUUUGUAGAACCUUAUUUUGAUGAGUAUGAGAUGAAAGACAGGGUAACCUACUUUGAGAAGAACUUCAACCUCCGAAGAUUCAUGUAUACAACCCCUUUCACUCUGGAGGGACGGCCCCGGGGUGAGCUGAAUGAGCAAUAUAGGAGGAACACCAUCUUGACCACUAUGCAUGCCUUCCCCUACAUCAAGACCAGAAUCAGAGUCAUUCAAAAGGAAGAGUUUGUAUUGACCCCAAUUGAAGUUGCCAUUGAAGACAUGAAGAAGAAGACCCUAGAAUUAGCUGUGGCUAUCAACCAAGAGCCACCAGAUGCCAAGAUGCUUCAGAUGGUAUUACAAGGUUCUGUGGGAGCCACUGUGAAUCAGGGACCACUAGAAGUAGCCCAAGUAUUCUUGGCCGAAAUUCCAGCUGACCCAAAACUUUACCGGCAUCACAACAAGUUGCGAUUGUGUUUUAAAGAAUUCAUAAUGCGGUGUGGCGAAGCAGUAGAGAAAAACAAACGUCUCAUUACUUCAGACCAGAGAGAAUAUCAGCAGGAGCUCAAGAAGAACUACAACAAACUAAAAGAAAACCUCAGGCCCAUGAUCGAGCGGAAAAUCCCUGAGCUUUACAAGCCAGUAUUCAGAGUUCAAAAUGAAAAAAGGAACUCUUUCCACAGAUCUAGUUUCAGGAAAUAUGAAACCCAGUUGUCACAGGGCCCCUAAGUAAAAGCUGCCUUCAUCCAUACAGAACGAAGCCUAGGAAGAGAACACUCCAAUGCUUUGUUUUAAAAAAAAAAAAAAGACAACUCUCCACCACAACAGCCCACAUAUCCCUUGGCACACAGCCUCAGAGAACUGGAAGACCAAAUGUACAACACCCAAGGAAAAAGUAGAAAUUCAAUGACAUCUGUCCUGAUCUGAUUUUAGUGGGUGGGGGAGAAUGUAGAAACAAAAAGGCACAAGAGACCAGCUUGAGGUCCCUGUGUAUUUAAUGAACCAUAUGUUUCCUAGGAUUGUGUAAAACAGGGCCUUUGAAAAAAAUCAUCAUUUCCUGCUAAAUGACCAAUCACUGUUUACUCAGAGGGACAACUUCCUUUGACUUCCCUUUGGAUUCAGUUGGAUAAUUCUAACUCACCUGAGGAAAGAUGGAAAAUGUUGCUAGCAUUCCUGUUUAGAGUAAAUUUGACUUCUCUAUGGGAUAGUGUGGAAGGAAUUCUUUCAGUUGAUAUAUAGAGAAGAAAACAAAUCUCAUUUGAAGUCUGAAAGUCCCAAUGGUCAGUCAUUUGGGGAUAAACUACUAAAUUAUUAAAUUUGUCCAGAGGUUAACUGUGGAUUUAUAUAAUGCACAAUUUCAUGUUACUUAAUUAUUGUUAUGCUGUUAUUUAGAGGAAUGCAUUCUGAGUACUGAUUUAUAGGAAAUAUAUGGUACUCAGUAGCACACAAAAAAGGAGUUGCCCAUAGACAAACAUUCACUCAAACCAAUUUGCCUUUUCCUUUUUUUCUUUUUCUGUAGGACCACAUUUUAUUAUUUAGCUUUUAGUUUAGAAAACUGUUAUCGUUCAUACGGCAUAUUUGCAUCUGUGCUGUAAAGGCUGAAGCUUUCAGUUUUACUGGCUUCUGACAGCUUUUUUUUCUUUUUUUUAGGUGAACAAAGUUAUAUAAUAUGAGGUUUAAAUUAUAUAUAUUUUAAGUAAUUAUCUUGAACUGUUAUCAUAAAAUGUAGCUAGACUUCUUGGUACUUUUUAUUUAAAAAUAAAAUUCUGAUUUUCAUUGCA
This is a messenger RNA of Antechinus flavipes (yellow-footed antechinus), 12328 nucleotides long. RefSeq names its product dedicator of cytokinesis 8 (gene DOCK8). The coding region runs from base 5169 to 11276 and encodes 2035 amino acids. Gene Ontology annotation, cellular component: cell leading edge. NCBI's taxonomy places the organism in Eukaryota, Metazoa, Chordata, Mammalia, Dasyuromorphia, Dasyuridae. The record is from RefSeq and is a predicted model, not a curated record. Gene Ontology annotation, molecular function: guanyl-nucleotide exchange factor activity. The transcript is spliced from 48 exons. Gene Ontology annotation, biological process: positive regulation of T cell migration; positive regulation of GTPase activity; positive regulation of establishment of T cell polarity.